AUGAGUAACGUACGUUCAUCAAAGAUUUUGAAAAUAGUGUUAAAUAAGUUAAACCCAAACAGCGAAGUCAUAACGGCCGGUGAACAUCUUAGAAAAGACACAGACAAAAUGAAUCUCCUCAAUAUGGACGCGGAAAACCGCGUGGUUCUCAACGUGGGUGGCAUCCGGCACGAGACAUACAAGGCGACGCUGAAGAAGAUCCCCGCGACGCGACUGUCUCGCCUGACAGAGGCGCUCGCCAACUACGACCCGGUGCUCAAUGAGUACUUCUUCGAUAGACACCCGGGAGUCUUCGCACAAGUCCUCAAUUAUUACAGGACGGGUAAGCUUCAUUACCCGACGGACGUCUGCGGACCGCUGUUUGAAGAAGAACUGGAGUUCUGGGGCCUUGAUGCGAACCAGGUUGAGCCAUGCUGCUGGAUGACUUACACUCAGCAUCGGGAUACGCAAGAAACGUUAGCAGUUCUUGAUCGGCUGGACUUGGACACGGAGAAACCCUCGGAUGAGGAGGUGGCUCGCAAGUUCGGCUUCGAAGAGGACUAUUACAACGGAACAGUAUCCUGGUGGCAGCAGCUAAAACCUCAAAUGUGGUCCCUAUUUGACGAACCGUAUAGUUCUAACGCUGCGAAGAUAAUCGGAGUGAUAUCAGUGUUUUUUAUUUGCGUGUCUAUUAUAUCGUUCUGUCUGAAAACUCAUCCAGACAUGAGAGUGCCCGUGAUUAGGAACUAUACAGUGACGACCGCAAACCAAACGCAAGGUUGGGCGUUGGACAAAGUGCAAACAAACGCUCACGUAGCCUUUUUCUAUAUAGAAUGUGUAUGCAACGCGUGGUUCACCCUCGAAAUCCUCGUUAGAUUCAUAUCUUCUCCCAACAAGUGUGAAUUUGUGAAGUCCUCAGUCAACAUCAUCGAUUACAUCGCAACCAUGAGCUUUUAUAUCGACUUGAUUCUCCAAAAGUACGCGUCGCACGUCGAAAACGCGGACAUAUUGGAGUUCUUCUCGAUUAUAAGAAUCAUGAGGUUGUUUAAGUUGACGAGACACUCAUCUGGCCUCAAAAUCCUCAUCCAGACCUUUAGAGCAUCAGCCAAGGAAUUGACUCUUUUAGUGUUUUUCUUAGUUCUUGGUAUAGUUAUUUUUGCAAGCCUCGUGUACUACGCGGAGCGGAUACAAACAAAUCCUCACAACGAUUUUAACAGUAUACCAUUGGGUUUGUGGUGGGCUCUAGUCACCAUGACUACAGUGGGUUAUGGUGACAUGGCUCCGAAGACUUACGUCGGUAUGUUCGUUGGUGCACUUUGCGCAUUGGCUGGAGUACUGACGAUAGCCCUACCAGUACCUGUCAUAGUUUCAAACUUUGCCAUGUACUACUCUCAUACGCAAGCGAGAGCGAAGCUACCUAAAAAGAGACGAAGAGUUAUUAAUGUAGAACCAACGAGGCCACCAAUGCGAGCUCCAGGAGUACCCGGUGGACAACCAGGCCAAAUCGCACCAGGUAUGGGCCAGCAGGCCGUCAAUAGAAGAAUGAACGCCAUAAAAACAAAUCAUCCUAAAGAUAUGAUGGGACCUAACAUGGGCAAUCAUCUUCAAAUAUCAACUAUUAGUAACUCCACAUCACAGGCAACCCAGGCACAACUCAACACGGCGGUACAAGUU
Molecule: messenger RNA, 1653 nt
Organism: Brenthis ino (lesser marbled fritillary)
Lineage: Eukaryota; Metazoa; Arthropoda; Insecta; Lepidoptera; Nymphalidae
Source: the annotation of a GenBank genome assembly